This is a messenger RNA of Microdochium trichocladiopsis, 1491 nucleotides long. RefSeq names its product major facilitator superfamily domain-containing protein. NCBI's taxonomy places the organism in Eukaryota, Fungi, Ascomycota, Sordariomycetes, Xylariales, Microdochiaceae. Gene Ontology annotation, biological process: allantoate transport; dipeptide transport; transmembrane transport. Gene Ontology annotation, cellular component: plasma membrane. Gene Ontology annotation, molecular function: dipeptide transmembrane transporter activity; allantoate transmembrane transporter activity. Bases 1 to 1491 code for a protein of 496 amino acids. The record is from RefSeq and is a predicted model, not a curated record. The transcript is spliced from 6 exons.
AUGCGGGAAGACGUCAAGCAUGGCGAGAUCAAUGGCGACCAUGCCGACAUGAUUGCGAAGGAGCUCGGCGAGACAGUCGUAAUGUCAGAGCCAUUGAGCGAGGAGGAAGACAAGCGCAUCUUGCGCCUCGUAGACUGGAAUCUGCUACCGAUCAUGGCCAUGUCAUAUCUCUUCCAAUUCCUGGACAAGUCCGCGCUUGGCUUCACCGCGAUCUUGACGCUUCGGGAAGACCUGCACCUCUCGGGCUCGGACUACUCAUGGGCUAGCGGCAUUUAUUAUUUCGGAUAUCUAGUCGCUUCAUAUCCCGCAGCAUGGAUCAUGAUUAGAACCCCAGUCGGCAAGAUGAUUGCGGCGUCCAUCACACUCUGGGGCGCAAUCCUCAUGUUGACCGCUGUAUGCUCCAACCCCGCCGGUCUUCUCGCGAAUCGCAUCUUCUUGGGCGUUGCCGAAUCCGCCAUCGCCCCUGGACUCGCAGUCAUGGUGUCAAUGUGGUACAAGCGAAAGGAGCAGCCGGUCCGUCAGGGAGCCUGGUUCAUGGGCAAUGUCAUGGCCGGCAUUGUGGGAGGCGUGACAGCCUAUGGCAUCAGCCACAUCCAGAGCAUUGCGGCGUGGAAGGCCAUAUUUCUCAUCUUUGGCGCCAUCACAGUGUGUUGGUCCGCAGCCAUGUUCUUCCUGCUCCCCGACACACCAAUGAGCGCGCGAUUUCUGAACAAAGAGGAUCGGGUCAAGGCGAUCAAGAGAGUGGAAGAGAACAUGACCGGCAUCAAGAGUAACGAGUGGAAGCGGCAUCAGUUCCUAGAGGCGCUCGCUGACAUCCAGGUCUGGCUCCUGGUCAUGGUGCAGAUGACGGGAUCGAUCGCUAAUGGGGGUGUCAACAACUUUGGCUCUAUUGUCAUCAAGGGCAUGGGAUUCUCUACACUCGACACCUUGUUGGUACAAAUGAUUGGUACUUGUUUCCAGGGCUUCUUCGUCAUCACGGGGAUGCUCGGGUCAACAUACAUCCCCAAAUCUAGGACAAUCAUCAUGGCGUGGCACAUGUUUGUGUCGAUUAUUGGGGCUGCUAUGAUCCGACAGGUGCCUGCUCAGUACCAAUGGGCUCGGUUCUUUGGGUAUUGCCUGACGUUGGGCUACUCUGCGAAUUUUCCCCUGCUUCUGGCCAUGACGUCGAGCAACAUUGGCGGGUUUACCAAGAAGACAACUUCAAACGCUAUGAUCUUUGUUGGCUACUGCGCAGGAAACAUCAUUGGUCCCCAGCUUUUCUUCGAGUCUGAGGCUCCCAGCUAUCCGUCUGGCUUCCUCGCUAUGAUGCUUUGCUUUGGCCUCGGCUUUGCCGCUUGCGUUGCCCUCCGCUUCUAUUUGCCUUGGGAGAACAAGCGGCGAGAUCGCGCUGGUGGUUUGCAUGAGAUCGAGGCCGGCGCGGCGGCCCAUGGCUCAGUCAACCUGAUGGAUAAAACUGACAAGGAGAUCCCUCAGUUUCGUUAUCUCUACUGA